This is a messenger RNA of Trichosurus vulpecula (common brushtail), 1411 nucleotides long. Its product is annotated as spliceosome RNA helicase DDX39B-like. Gene Ontology annotation, biological process: mRNA splicing, via spliceosome; mRNA export from nucleus. Gene Ontology annotation, molecular function: ATP binding; RNA binding; RNA helicase activity. The record is from RefSeq and is a predicted model, not a curated record. Lineage: Eukaryota; Metazoa; Chordata; Mammalia; Diprotodontia; Phalangeridae.
AUGGCAGAAAAUGACGUGGACAAUGAGCUCCUGGAUUACGAAGACAAUGUGGAGACGGCCGGGGGGGGGGGAGGGGGGGGGAGGGGGGACGGAGCCGAGGCCCCUGCCAAGAAAGAUGUGAAGGGUUCCUACGUCUCCAUCCACAGCUCUGGGUUCCAUGACUUUCUCCUCAAUCCAGAGCUGCUCCAGGCCAUCGUAGACUGUGACUUUGAGCAUCCGUCCGAAGUUCAGCAUGAGUGUAUUCCUCAGGCCAUCUUGGGAAUGAAUGUCUUGUGCCAGGCCAAGUCAGGCAUGGGAAAGACAGCUGUGUUUGUGCUGGCCACGCUGCAGCAACUGGAGCCAGUCACUGGUCAGGUUUCUGUGCUGGUGAUGUGUCACACACGGGAGCUGGCCUUUCAGAUCUGCAAGGAGUACCAGCGCUUCUCCAAAUACAUGCCUAAUGUCAAGGUGGCGGUGUUUUUUGGUGGUCUAUCAAUAAAAAAGGAUGAGGAGUUGCUGAAGAAGAACUGCCCACAUGUUGUCGUGGGGACCCCAGGCCGUAUCUUAGCCCUGGCCCGAAAUAAGAUCCUCAAUCUCAAACACAUUAAACAUUUUAUCUUGGAUGAGUGUGACAAAAUGCUCGAACAGCUCGACAUGCGUCAGGAUGUCCAGGAAAUUUUCUGCAUGACCCCCCGUGAGAAGCAGGUCAUGAUGUUCAGUGCCACCCUGAGCAAAGAGAUCCACCCUGUCUGCCGCAAGUUCAUGCAAGACCCAAUGGAGAUCUUCGUGGAUGAUGAGACGAAGCUGACUCUGCAUGGGCUGCAGCAGUACUACGUGAAGCUGAAGGACAAUAAGAAGAACCGAAAGCUCUUCGACCUCCUGGAUGUUCUGGAGUUCAACCAGGUGGUGAUCUUCGUGAAAUCUGUGCAGCGCUGCAUUGCCCUGGCCCAGCUCCUAGUGGAACAGAACUUCCCGGCCAUUGCUAUCCAUCGUGGGAUGCCCCAAGAGGAGAGGUUGUCCUGGUAUCAGCAGUUCAAGGAUUUCCAGCGUCGUAUUCUUGUGGCCACUAACCUGUUUGGCUGGGGCAUGGAUAUUGAACGAGUAAACAUCGCCUUCAACUAUGAUAUGCCAGAGGACUCAGACACCUACUUACACAGGGUGGCUAGGGCAGGCCGGUUUGGUACAAAGGGUUUGGCCAUCACAUUUGUAUCAGAUGAAAAUGACGCCAAAAUCCUCAAUGACGUCCAGGAUCGCUUCCAGGUCAACAUCAGUGAACUGCCCAAUGAGAUAGACAUCUCUUCCUACAUUGAGCAGACUCGGUAGAGGCCUUGGCCUGUCCCUGGAGUAUGAUACCCUCUCCCUCCCCAGGAGCCGAACGCUCGGGCGUAGGGGUGAAGGAGACACUACUGCCACCUACCCCCAGCCUCCCCGC